AUGAAUAAAAAAUUACAAAUUCCGAAGAUGUCGUAUUUGGGUUUUGAUUGCUCAUUUGAAAAAAAACUCCAGUGUGUUGUAAAUUCAAUUCCUUUUGAACACACACAGAAACACACACACAGACAUACAAUCUUUAACCCCUGCUGUGACUUACACAAGAUAACAUUUGAUACCAUGACAAAGAAAUCUAGUUUGAGCUUGCAGUUAGAAAAUAGCAACAAUAUUCACAACUUGCACGACAAUGAACAUGCCAUCUACUCGCAUGACGAGACUGAAGAUGAGGAUGAUCUUGAAGAGAAUAAAAAUGAUUAUGACCACCAUUUUAAUCAAGAUAGUGACGAUGAAGAUAAUUCACACCUUCCAAGAUCUUACACUUCAGCUAGUUUCUCCACUUCUGAAGAUAAAUUUAUGAAGGAUCACGAUUUGAAAAUGAAAGCUUUUGAAGCAUUACACCAUACCAAUGGCGCUUCCCAAGCACCUCAAUCUCCAGGAUCACCAAAGAAUAGUUUUGUUAAAAGAAGACCUUCAAUGAUUGAUAUGCCUCAAAAAUUCAAUCAUAUUAAACCACCAACUCCAAAUUCAGAUUUGCGUAAGAAUUUUGCAUCUGAUCCAAAUGCAUUACCUGAAGAUGUUCCAUCUGAUGAAUUGAUUGAAUUUUAUUCAAAUGUUAAAUCUUGUUUAGAUCUUAGACAUAAAUUCUUGAAUUUAUCAUUACAAGUUCCUGAACUGAUCAAUCCUAAGAAUCAACCAGGAUGGGAAAUUUAUCCUCCUCCACCAAAACCUACAUAUAAAUCCAAGAAUAGAUUCAACCAAAUUCCGAAAGAGUCAGACGAUUCUGAUGAAUUGGAACAAUUUGAUUUUAGUAAAUGUGAAAUACCAGAAAUUACAGACAGUCCUUAUUAUUUUACUUUGAGUGAUGAAGAUGUUUAUGAAGUUCAUGAGAAGAAAACUGAUAAAAAGUUGAUUCAAGUUCCUAAUUUACAUGAUUAUUAUUCAGAUUUGAAUAAAAUUGCAAGAAUUUCAUCUGAUGGUCCUACCAAAUCAUUUGCAUUCAAAAGAUUACAAUAUUUGGAAGCUAAAUGGAACAUGUAUUACUUGUUGAAUGAAUUUGAAGAAAACAAACAAUCUAAACGUAAUCCACAUAGAGAUUUUUACAAUGUUCGUAAAGUUGACACUCACAUUCAUCAUUCGGCUUGUAUGAACCAAAAACAUUUGUUGAGAUUUAUCAAAUAUAAAUUGAAAACUGAACCAGAUAAGCAAGUUAUAUUCAGAGAUGGUAAAAUCUUAACCCUUUCUGAAGUAUUUGAUUCUUUGAAUUUGACAGCUUAUGAUUUGUCAAUUGAUACUUUGGAUAUGCAUGCUCAUACUGAUACAUUCCAUAGAUUUGAUAAAUUUAAUUUGAAAUAUAAUCCAAUUGGAGAAUCUAGAUUGAGAGAGAUUUUCUUGAAAACUGAUAACUUUAUCGAUGGGAGUUAUUUGGCAGAAUUGACUAUGCAAGUCAUGGAAGAUUUAGAAAGUUCCAAAUAUCAAAUGAAUGAAUUGAGAAUUUCUAUUUAUGGUAGAUCAAUUCAUGAAUGGGACAAAUUGGCUGCAUGGGUUGUCGACAACAAACUUUUCAGUCAUAAUGUCAGAUGGUUGAUUCAAGUUCCAAGAUUAUAUGAUAUUUACAAGAAGAAUGGUAAUGUUAGAUCAUUCCUUGAUAUCAUGAAGAAUAUUUUUGAACCAUUAUUUGAAGUUUCAUUGAAUCCAAAAUCUCAUCCUAAAUUGUAUGUUUUCUUGCAACGUGUAAUUGGGUUUGAUUCAGUUGAUGAUGAAUCGAAAACAGAAAAACCAAUUCAAUCACGUAAAUAUCCACCAGCCGAAGAAUGGAGUUCCACUCUGAACCCGCCAUAUUCAUACUACUUGUACUAUCUUUAUGCCAACAUUGCCAAUUUGAACCAAUUGAGAAUUAGAAACAAGAUGAACACUUUUGUUUUGAGACCACAUUGUGGUGAAGCUGGUGAUCCAGAACAUUUAAUUAGUGCAUUUUUGACUUCAUAUGGUAUUUCUCAUGGUAUUUUAUUGCGUAAAGUGCCAUUCAUUCAAUAUUUGUACUAUCUUGAUCAAAUUGGUUUGGCCAUGUCUCCACUUUCCAACAAUGCUUUGUUUUUAACCUAUGACAAGAAUCCUUUCUAUAAUUUUUUCAAGAAAGGGUUGAAUGUUUCAUUAUCUACUGAUGAUCCGUUGCAAUUUUCAUACACCAAAGAGCCAUUGAUUGAAGAAUAUUCUGUGGCAGCACAAAUUUAUAAAUUAUCUGGUGUUGAUAUGUGUGAAUUAGCCAGAAAUUCAUGUUUGCAAAGUGGAUGGGAGGCAUCCAUUAAGAAACAUUGGUUAGGUAAGAAUUAUUUACUUGGUGGAGUUGAAGGUAAUGAUAUUGAAAAGACCAAUGUUCCAGAUAUCAGAGUUGCAUUUAGAGAAGACACUUUACAAUGUGAAAAGGAUUUGGUCCAUUAUUAUAAUAGUUUACGUAGAUCACUGGAUAGUAGAUCAUCUCAUUAA
This is a messenger RNA of Candida tropicalis MYA-3404, 2538 nucleotides long. RefSeq names its product AMP deaminase. Bases 1 to 2538 code for a protein of 845 amino acids. Gene Ontology annotation, cellular component: cytosol. The transcript has a single exon. Gene Ontology annotation, biological process: AMP metabolic process; IMP salvage. Gene Ontology annotation, molecular function: AMP deaminase activity. Lineage: Eukaryota; Fungi; Ascomycota; Pichiomycetes; Serinales; Debaryomycetaceae. The record is from RefSeq and is a predicted model, not a curated record.